This is a messenger RNA of Cuscuta campestris, 2008 nucleotides long. The record is from the annotation of a GenBank genome assembly. Lineage: Eukaryota; Viridiplantae; Streptophyta; Magnoliopsida; Solanales; Convolvulaceae.
CUCGCCUCCCCUGGUCAUCCACGUAGAUCGAAGAAUGGAUGAAAGAGCAAAACCCUAGCCUCCGACCAUCCCAACUCCCACUCCCAUAGUCGGAUAUCCUGUCGCCGCCAGACCUCCGCCGCCGCACGCCCCAUUUCCGCCGGUCACUUGGAUCCUUUCUAGAGGCUGUUUUUCUUCUUCACCUUCUUUUCCAAAUCUCCAAAAUCCUUCAAUCCUAAAGGACCCAUAUAUAUAAUUCCGUCGCCCCUGCCCGCUCUCCACCUUCUCCCGCCGUCAUUCCUCCGUUACCAUGGUGGCAGCCGACAAAACCUCCUUCCCUGUGAAGCCUAAACUCAAACCAACCCACCGGAAGUCUACAUCCACCCCAGAAUCUAAGUACUGGAAGUCAUUCAAAACCCCAAAGGAGCUACCGGCCCAAACCCCAGGCCCCACCAUCACCUCCGUCUCAUUCUCCCCUACACCGCCCUACGAUUUCGCCGCCACUCAUUCUGCUUCUGUGUCUAUCUACUCCGCCCAGUCCUUCGAACGCAAGACCAUAUCGUCUGCCUUCAAAGACACUGCCACAUCAGCCACUUUUCGCUCCGAUGGCCGCCUGCUCGCCGCUGGCGACAUUUCUGGCUCCGUCCACGUAUUCGACCUCAAAUCCCGAGUCCCAUUGCGGCGCCUCCUCGGCCACUCCCGCCCUGUUCACGUCGUCCGCUAUCCCCGGGCGGACAAGCUCCACAUUUUUUCAGGCGGCGAUGAUGCUAUUGUGAAAUAUUGGGAUGUCACUACUGAGGCUCUGCUUGGUGAUCUCUUGGGUCACAAGGACUAUGUCAGAUGCGGCGACUCCUCUCCGGCAAGCAACGACAUGUUUAUCUCUGGCUCAUAUGAUCACACUGUCCAGGUUUGGGAUGUUAGGGUCAAGAACUCGGGUUCGGUGAUGAAAAUCAACCAUGGAAAUCCAGUGGAGGAUGCAAUUUACCUGCCCUCCGGCGGGUUAAUCGCAACUUCCGGUGGAAAUUCCGUUAAAAUCUGGGACAUCAUCGGCGGCGGGAGAUUGCUGCACACAAUGGAGAGUCACAACAAAACGGUGACAUCUCUCUGCGUCGGUAGAGUGGGGAGAGAAACAGGGGAAGAGUCGAACCAAUAUCGGAUUUUGAGUGUUUCCCUAGACGGGUACUUGAAAGUUUUUGAUUACUCCAAGUUCAAGAUCACAUACUCAAUGAGAUUCCCAAACCCACUCUUAUCUGUCGCAUUCUCGCCGGAUUGCACCACGAGGGUGAUCGGAACUUCGAACGGCAUUCUCUAUUUCGGGAAGAGAAAGCCCAAAUCCCAGCCCACCGGGGAAGAGGCUCUCCUGGGUGGUCCCCGAAAUCGGUCAUUGAGACCGUCCUUCGUCAGGUACUUCACGAGGGGGCAAAAUGAGAAACCUUCGGAAGGGGACUACACGAUCAAGAGGAAGAAGAAGGUGAAGCUAGCAGAACAUGACAAGCUGCUGGGUAGAUUCAUGCACAAGGAGGCAUUGUUGGCGGCUCUGAAAGUGAAGAACCCGGAGUACGUGGUGGCGGUCAUGGAGGAGCUGGUGGUCAGGAAGAAGCUGCUGAGGUGCGUGUCGAAUCUGGAGGGGGAGGAGAUGGGUCUGCUGCUGAGGUUUCUUCAGAGGUACUUGACGAUGCCAAGAUACGCCGGGCUUCUGAUGCCGUUGGCCGGUAAGGUUAUUGAGAUGAAGGGUGAAGAGAUUGGGGCAUCUGAUGCAUUGAAAGCCCACAUUAGGAACCUGAAGAGAGAUGUUGAUGAAGAGGUUAGGAUACAGGUGAUGUUGCAGGAGAUACAGGGCAUUGUUUCUCCCUUGUUGAAGAUUGCUGGAAGGAGAUGAAAAAAAUAAAAGUAAUUUUCAAAUGCAUUGUCUUAUGCUUGGAAGACUGGUUUUGUUUUCUUUUUUGUGUUCAUGCUUUGGAUUCAAUUUGAGAGUGAUAUGGUAAACAAUUUUCAAUGUACACUGCUAGACUAAAUGCUAGUUUUCUCU